Hippocampus zosterae (dwarf seahorse) is the source of this 5226-nucleotide messenger RNA. RefSeq names its product collagen, type XV, alpha 1b (gene col15a1b). The transcript has 44 exons. NCBI's taxonomy places the organism in Eukaryota, Metazoa, Chordata, Actinopteri, Syngnathiformes, Syngnathidae. Gene Ontology annotation, cellular component: basement membrane. Bases 140 to 4357 code for a protein of 1405 amino acids. The record is from RefSeq and is a predicted model, not a curated record.
AGGACAGUGAGAAGGUGCAAGACCGUUCACUCUUUCUCGAUUCUGUACCUGUGAGCCGCAACGCGUACGGCUUGUCGGGUAGCUAGGUGAUUGCUACACUUGAGAGGAUCGCAUCGGUCCGUGCCACCAGCAGAGGACCAUGGGAACUCUUUGCACCUCUCUCGCUCUUUGCCUGCUCUUGUCCACACCCGUAACAGCUCAAUGGUGGAAUUUCUUCUGGGCAAGCCCCAAGAGCAGCCCUCAGCCCUCUCCUCCAUCUGUAACUUCACCGAACCCUUUGGACAUGCGAGGGACAACAGCGUGGGUGGGACCUCAGGACAAGACGACAGGGAGCGCUUUCACUCCUGUGAUCCACACCAAGAUGUCAUACCUUGGCCCGGCAGGGUCUUUCCGGGGGACGCCACCUCCGGGGGUGAUGAUCACGAACGCCAGAUCGCAUUUCAAACCAUUGAAACGCUGGACGAGCGAGCGAAGCUCCGGAAGUCACCUGGACUUGACCGAGUUAAUUGGCGUGCCCCUUCCGCCUUCUGUCUCCUUCACUCCCGGCUUUGAGGGCUUUCCGGCGUACAACUUUGGGCCCGAGGCUAACAUAGGCAGGCUCACCAAGACCUUCGUGCCAGGCUCAUUCUUCAUCGACUUUGCCAUCAUUGUCACGAUUCGCCCAGCCAGCCAGAAUGGAGGCAUGCUCUUUGCCAUAACAGAUGCCCCUCAAAAGGUGGUUGAGUUGGGCUUAGCCCUCACUCCAGUUCACGCAGGUCUGCAGAGUAUCUUAUUAUACUACACUGACGGCGAGCAGCCAUCCCAUAGCCAGAAAGCCGCUGCCUUCAGUGUCCCAGACAUGACGGACCAGUGGACACGCUUUACUGUUGUGGUGGAGCACAAUGAGGUGCGUCUCCACAUGGACUGCGGUGAAGCCGAGAGGACGACCUUCCGUCGAAGGCCAGAAAGACUCACUUUCUCACAUAACUCUGGCAUUUUCGUCGCAAAUGCAGGAAGCACCGGUUUUCAGAAUUUUGUGGGAUCCAUUCAGCAGCUACUUAUCAAAGAUGAUCCCAGGGCAGCUGAGGAACAAUGUGAGGAUGACGAUCCUGAUGCUUCUGGGUAUGCUAGUGGCGAUGAUGGUUUGGAGGACCGAGAGACAGAAGAAGAAAUCACAAAAAAAGCAGGAGGGGCGAAACAUGGAGCAGCACAGGAAAACACCGUUCCAAUUCGAGCGCCACCCGCAAAGCCUCCAACCUCGGAGGGUGCUGAGGAUUCAAGCCGGCUGACCUCACCGGAGGCCAAUGAAGAAGUCUCCCUAAAAGGGCCUCAGCAGACAGACGAGCCAGGGGAAGCGUCUGAAGAGGUUCCUGUCCAGCACACUGUGAAAGGAGAGCCAGGGGAGCCUGGACUACCUGGCCCCCCUGGGCCCACUCUUCUUCCGAGGCAAACUGAGCCAGGGCCAAGAGGUCCACAAGGACCACCAGGAAUCCCAGGAAAGCCAGGAAGAGAUGGACAGCAGGGAAUGAAGGGAGACAAUGGAGAUGCAGGUCAGAGAGGACCGCAAGGAUUUCCAGGUUUGGAUGGAAAUGCUGGAGUCAAAGGAGAUAAGGGAGAGCCCGGAGUUGGUUUUCCAGGUCCACCAGGCCUUCCCGGGCCUCCUGGACCCCCUCGAUCACGCAGUGUGUCUUAUGGAGAAGAUGCGCUGGGUUCUGGGUUUGAGGAUCUGGACAGCGAUACUGAGCUCAUUCGGGGUCCUCCAGGGCCACCUGGACCUCCUGGACCACCCGGUCCCCCUGGGACCAAGCCUUCAUUGUCAGCUGACAUUGCAGAGGGCCUCUCUCACACGUAUGCUGGGCCACAUGGUGCCCCUGGUAAAAAUGGACUUGUAGGGCAGCCAGGAACACCAAUGUUUAAGGAUUGGUUUAGUGGUUCUGGUUCUGGGUCUGGUGCUUCAGGUUUGAGCACAGAGUUGCACUCUGACCUUGGCUCUGGUUUCACUUCUGAUUCUGAGUCCAGUUUUGCUUCCGGGUCUGGGCUUGACUUUGGCUCUGCUUGGGUAUCGGGCGAGGGUCGAGCGGGAAAAGAUGGGACUCCGGGCCUCCGUGGAGCUGCGGGAGAGAAGGGUGACAGAGGUUUGCCUGGAUCACCUGGGCCAAAGGGCGAAUGCGGAACCGCAGGCAAUGCGGGGUCAGCGGGACCUCAAGGGCCCAGCGGUCCACCGGGGAGGAGAGGCCCACCAGGUCCACCGGGACCCCCGGGACCCCCUAGUCCUGCAGGAACCAAAUUCUUUGUUGAGGAUAUGGAGGGAUCUGGCAAGAGUGACACGUUCCUCAGAGCAAGAGGCCCAGGCCCACAGGGUGCACCUGGUCUUCCUGGUUCGCAAGGUCCAAAGGGUGAGGAUGGAGUUCCAGGUCCGCCAGGACCCUCUGUCAAGGGUGAAAGAGGGGACCCGGGAAUAGAGGGUUUGCAGGGUCCCGCCGGACUACCAGGUCCGAGGGGGGUUAAAGGCGAAAAGGGCAGGCCGGGGCAAAAGGGCAAUCGUGGCACGGAUGGCAUCGGCAUCAUCGGACCACCUGGCCUUCCCGGACCUCCCGGCCCUGUCAUUAAUCUGACAGAUUUGCUCCUCAACGGCACAGAGAGUAUAUUCAAUUUCACAGAGAUCAGAGGACCACCAGGGCCAAAGGGACCUGAGGGCUUGCCUGGUAAAGCUGGAUUCCCUGGCCCCCGCGGACCAAAGGGAGACGUAGGCCCUCCAGGUAUCCAAGGGCCAGCAGGGCUCAAGGGAGCAAAGGGAGAGCCGGGAGUGACCAUUGCUGCAGAUGGAUCGCUUUUAUCUGCACCAAGAGGUCCCCGUGGGCCCAAAGGCAUCAAGGGUGCCCGUGGGUCACCUGGGCCUGCAGGACCCAUGGGCCCACAUGGACCUCCCGGGCAAAAGGGAGAAUAUGGCUUCCCUGGACGCUCCGGACGCCCUGGUAUGCCUGGUAGGAAAGGGGAAAAAGGAGAUUCUGUUGGCAUGCCGGGACCCCGCGGUCCACCCGGUACGCCCGGACUGCCAGGAAGAAUUAUUGGAUUGAAUGGAACAGUGUUCCCAGUGCGCCCCAGGCCGCAUUGCAAAAAGGGACUCGAUUCAAAUAACAGGGUCAAUAUCGUAAAAGCGAAAGGUGAAAAAGGAGAGGUCGGGAUACCCGGAGAGCCAGGGACACCUGCCCCUGACUUUCUCGAUGGACCUGUGGGUGUGAAGGGUGAGCGGGGAUCUAAAGGCCAGAAGGGAGAAAAGGGUGACUCGGGCCCUCCUGGGCCUCCAGGACUACCGGGGCGGUCAGGACUUGUGGGCCCUAAAGGUGAGUCAGUCAUUGGCCUUCCAGGUUCUCCUGGUUCUCCAGGCCAACGUGGAGCCCCUGGGAUUGGACGUCCAGGUCCCAGAGGGCUACCCGGCCCUCCCGGACCCCCAGGACCACUUCCUGAUUUUGAAGCAGGUGUGGGUGUCCCAGGACCUCCCGGUCCUCCUGGACUCCCAGGAUUUUCAAACCCGGUAAGCACCCACGAGACAAUUUAUGCUCUGACCAGAGAGACUCGCCGUGCCCCAGAGGGAACCUUGGCGUACGUGUCAGAGAACGGCGGAGAGCUUUACAUCAAAUCACAGAAUGGAUGGCGCAAAAUCCGGCUUGGAGAGUUGAUCCAAUCCGAACCGUCAUCCUCAUCGGCUGCUCAAGCCCACAACAAACCUGGCGAAUGGAGCCGACCGCACAGGAGCCACAGCCAAGAGCUGCAUGAGGGCAGCAGAGGAUUUCAGCCCAGUUUUCACAUCCUGCCGCAGACCUUCAAUGCCGUCGCCGGGCUCCAUCUGGUGGCUCUCAACGCUCCGUUGAAAGGAGACAUGCGAGGGAUCCGCGGGGCCGACUUCCAGUGCUACCAGCAGGCACGGGCCGUGGGGCUGAUCGGCACGUACAGGGCCUUCCUGUCCUCGCACCUCCAAGACCUGGCCACCGUUGUGAGGAAGGCAGACCGCGGCCACAUGCCUGUGGUCAAUCUCAGGGGCGACUUGCUCUUCAAAAGCUGGAUGUCCAUCUUUUCGGGAAAUGGUGGCACCUUUGACCCCUCCGUCCCCAUUUACUCCUUCGAUGGACGCGACGUGCUGACUGACUCGGCGUGGCCAGAAAAGCUGAUCUGGCACGGUUCCAGCGCAGGAGGAAUCCGCGCAACCAUAAACUACUGCGAAGCCUGGAGGACCGCCGACGCGGCGGUGACAGGUCAGGCUGCCCUGCUUCAGACCGGACGCCUGUUAGGUCAACACACCCGCUCGUGCGCUAACCACUACAUCGUACUGUGUAUCGAGAACACAUACGUCGGGAACAUACAGCAACGGAGAACUUGAAGGCUGCACUGCGAGCGGCAUUGCUCAAAAUGUGCGGGGUCGAUCAGUGAAAAUAAUCAUCAGGGCGGCGCUCUUUGACUUUGUGAUUGGGAUCAAGUUCAUGCGCAAAAGCUGAAUUGUUUCAAAUCCAUUUGCGGUCACCCUUUUCGUUUUUUUUUUUUCUGUGGCAUCCAAACCGAACUUUGAUACAGCAACAUGAAAACAACGAUGAGAACAAAAAUCCAGGUCUAAACUACACUUUCUUCUGUGCAUGGACAACAUCAGGGAAAAUAAUUGUGAUUCAAAUCAAAAUGUGUACAUUAAAGACGUUAAGUGAAUGGAACUAGACGAAAAUCACUCGCAGAGAAUAUUCACCACCAGGCAAUGCCGGGUAACGGGAGACACGCCCAAGUGAUUAACAUUGAGGAAAAAAAGAAACGUUGCCCCUGCUGGACGUCCAUUUUAUUUCACGCUAUUCAAACUGUUCAGUCUCAAUCUGUUCACUUUGUUUUAGUAUUUGCAUCACAAUUCGUUUGAGAUUUGUAUUAAUUUAUACCGUAAAGCAUAUACUAUAGACGUUUAGCGAGUUCACUUAUAAAUCUUGAUGAAAGUAAAUUGUUUGUGUGUGUGUGUGUUGAUCGUGUAUAAACAGCAUUUUUUUUUACUCCAUAGAGUUGGUCAGUUUUGUUUGCGCACGAAGUAACGGCUUGUUUUCACUCAGCAAGUACUGGCGGUGGCGUCUUCCGAGUGUCGUGUCUGAACCGCGUAAACUUGCAUUAACAAAAUGUUAUUUUCUGUCAUGUCUGAUUUUUGUGUUCCAACAAAACUUGAGCUUCUGUACUGACUGACUGAUUGUCACUGAAUAAAUAUCUAAUUAUUGUUUUUACAAA